AUAGCGCCCAGCCUGCAGUGUCUCACAGUUGGGUGGGGCAGAGGACGACGCAAGCCCUCGCGAUGUCCGGCGAUCGACGCGGCGGCGGGCCUCCCGGCAACGGCGACAACCCCGGGGGUGGCUGGGAAACUAUUGAAAAGAAGAAGAAACCGGGGCAAACAUCUGGGAGGGGACAAUGGGCACCAUGGGGUUCAUCCUCAAAUGCUCCACCUACUACAGCACGUCAAGCUUGGAAUGGCAAUGGAUCUUCACGUCCUUCAGGAAACAAUUGGGCUCAACCUUCUGAUCGUAGGCCUGCUGCUAGAGGCAAUCCCAGGGCAUCAUCACAAACAAAGUCUACAGAACCAGACUUGCAAGCACCAAACCCAGUUGUGACUCCACCCCUGGCAAAUGGUUGGCAGUGGGCAUCCAGGCCUCGCCCAUCUGGUCCUGAAAGCAGCAAGGAUGAUGUUGCUUCAUCUGGUUUAGACCCUGAGGCGAAUAAUCCUGAAGCUGAGGAUUCAUCUGAUGAUGAUAAUGAUGAUGAUAUGAGCGAUGACUAUGAUUCUGAUGCAUCUGAGAAAAGUUUUGAGACUCGCAAAAUGAACAAGUGGUUCAAGAGUUUUUUUGAAGUCAUCGAUACCUUAAGUGUUGAUCAGAUACAUGAGCACACUAGGCAAUGGCAUUGUCCGGCAUGCAAAAAUGGACCAGGAGCAAUUGACUGGUUCAAAGGGCUGCAAUCUUUGGUGACACAUGCUAGAACAAAGGGUUCUAAGAGGGUUAAGCUCCACAGGGAAUUGGCUGCAUUGCUCGAAGAGGAGAUGUCUCGCAGGGGAUCUUCUGUCGUACCAUCUGGUGAGCAAUUUGGGAAAUGGAAAGGAUUGCGAGAAAGCACUGACCGGGAGAUUGUAUGGCCACCAAUGGUCAUCGUGAUGAACACCCUACUUGAAAAAGAUGAAGAUGAUAAGUGGUUAGGCAUGGGCAACCAAGAACUUCUUGAAUAUUUCAGUGAUUAUGCUGCGACCAAAGCACGCCAUGCAUAUGGUCCAGGUGGGCACCGUGGCAUGAGUGUGCUAAUAUUUGAAAGCUCUGCUGUGGGCUAUAUGGAGGCAGAACGUCUUCAUAAGCAUUUUAUUGAUCAAAGAACAGACAGGGACACUUGGCAGAAUCGCAGGGUUCCUUUCUUACCUGGAGGGAAGAGACAAUUAUAUGGUUUCCUAGCCAGAAAGGAAGACAUGGAGACUUUCAAUAGACACUGCCAAGGGAAAAGCCGCCUGAAAUAUGAGAUGAGAUCUCAUAAUGAGAUGGUAGUGGCCCAAAUGAAGCAAAUGAGCGAAGAUAAUCAACAACUCAAUUAUCUGAAGAACAAGGUGGUUAAGACAGAGCAGCGCUCUAAAGUUGUAGAAGAAACCCUGGGUGUUAUUACCCAGAAACUUCGAGAGACUAUGGAAGAGAAUAUAUUCGUCAGGAGUAAAGCUAAAGAGAAGCACUCUGAGUAUGAGGAAGAGAUGAAAUCCCAGGAAAAGUUCUUCCAUGAUCAGAUAGAGAACAUUCACAAGGCCACAGAAGACAAGGAAAGCGAGUUUGAGAGGUUGCUGCAGGAGGAGCGUGCGAAGGCUAGACAGUGUGAUGUGGAUUCUGGGACUACUGAAAAUCGUAGCCUAAGGAAGGAACAGGUACAGCGGUUCAUAGAGUGCCAGGUUAAGGACGUGCAGGAGUUUGAGGCUGAAAGAGACGAAUUAAUAAAAGGGCAUGAGGAGAAGAAGGUGCAGCUCAAGAAAGAGUACAUGACAAAGGAGGUGGAGCUCGAGAAGGAGUUUGAUGCCGCUCUCACCGGUCUGAUGGAGAAACAUAGGCCAGGCACCUUCCAGGCCUCCAGCUCCAGCUCGUGAAGAUUCGCAGCUCAGAGCAAUAUCUGAGAUUUUCCUUCUGCAUAAUGACAUCUAAGGAUGCAAGACCAUAUGCGGUGUAUGAUUAGGAAUCCUGAACUUGAUUGUACUUGUAUUGGUGGUUAUAUGGCCAUGAUUAGGAAACCUGAACCUGUCUUAGUGAAGUGUCUAAUGACUGCCUGGGCAGCAAGCGUCGAAUGAGUGAGAUCCCCUCUUGAACA
Molecule: messenger RNA, 2089 nt
Organism: Hordeum vulgare subsp. vulgare (domesticated barley)
Lineage: Eukaryota; Viridiplantae; Streptophyta; Magnoliopsida; Poales; Poaceae
Product: protein SUPPRESSOR OF GENE SILENCING 3 homolog
Exons: 6
Coding region: 63-1871 (602 amino acids)
Biological process (GO): regulatory ncRNA-mediated gene silencing; defense response to virus
Source: RefSeq, a predicted model, not a curated record